This is a messenger RNA of Thecamonas trahens ATCC 50062, 926 nucleotides long. Its product is annotated as actin, plasmodial isoform. Lineage: Eukaryota; Apusomonadida; Apusomonadidae. The transcript has 2 exons. The record is from RefSeq and is a predicted model, not a curated record. Bases 1 to 891 code for a protein of 296 amino acids.
AUGGAAUGCAACCGCAAUCUUGCUCGCAAAGCGGCCCCACACCUCCGCGUCGCGCCCGAGGAGCACCCGGUCCUCCUCACCGAGGCCCCGCUCAACCCGAAGGCCAACCGCGAGAAGAUGACCCAGAUCAUGUUCGAGACCUUCAACACCCCGGCCAUGUACGUCGCCAUCCAGGCCGUGCUCUCGCUGUACGCCUCCGGCCGUACCACCGGUAUCGUCCUCGACUCGGGUGACGGUGUCUCGCACACGGUCCCGAUCUACGAGGGUUACGCGCUCCCGCACGCCAUCCUCCGCCUCGACCUCGCCGGCCGCGAUCUCACCGACUACAUGAUGAAGAUCCUCACCGAGCGUGGCUACUCGUUCACCACCACCGCCGAGCGCGAGAUCGUCCGUGACAUCAAGGAGAAGCUCUCCUACGUCGCCCUCGACUUUGACCAGGAGAUGCAGACCGCUGCCUCGUCGUCGUCGCUCGAGAAGUCGUACGAGCUGCCCGAUGGGCAGGUCAUCACCGUCGGCAACGAGCGCUUCCGCUGCCCGGAGGCCCUCUUCCAGCCGUCGUUCCUCGGCAUGGAGGCCGCCGGCAUCCACGAGACCACCUACAACUCGAUCAUGAAGUGCGACGUCGACAUCCGUAAGGACCUCUACGGCAACUGCGUCCUCUCCGGCGGCACCACCAUGUUCCCGGGUAUCGCCGACCGCAUGCAGAAGGAGCUCACCGCCCUCGCCCCGUCGACCGUCAAGAUCAAGAUCAUCGCCCCGCCCGAGCGCAAGUACUCGGUCUGGAUUGGCGGCUCCAUCCUCGCCUCGCUCUCCACCUUCCAGCAGAUGUGGAUCUCCAAGCAGGAGUACGACGAGUCUGGCCCGAGCAUCGUGCACCGCAAGUGCUUCUAAGCGUACAACAAAGCUUUAAAGCGGUUUUUGUCUUA